Messenger RNA from Amyelois transitella, 4686 nucleotides. RefSeq names its product MTOR-associated protein MEAK7. The transcript has 10 exons. The coding region runs from base 190 to 1581 and encodes 463 amino acids. The record is from RefSeq and is a predicted model, not a curated record. NCBI's taxonomy places the organism in Eukaryota, Metazoa, Arthropoda, Insecta, Lepidoptera, Pyralidae.
UACAUUUUUAUUAGCAAAAAAUAUUGAUUGAAUUUUCUUUUAAUUUUCAUAUCUUUCGAGUAAUAAAUACUAAUAUAAUGUUUAAGUUAAUUGAACACAGUGAGAGAACUUAUUGAUAAGUGUGUUGCAAAAUUUUAAUGGUUAUCUAUAAAAAAAAAUAUAGGACUGUGAUUUGUGAAUUUGAAGAGGAUGGGCAACACAAGUAAGAAAUUGGCGGCAAAAUGCACAUUACUUACGAAAGAAGAACAGAAGUAUGUGGCACAGACAUUCCGAGCAGCGAGCAAAAAUUCAGAGAAGAUACGUGAGGAUGAUCUCAUCGUGAGUGGCAAAGUAGACGCAGUGUUGCUAGAAAAAUUCUGGGGUCCCCAGAUAGACCCGCGGCUGGCGCAGUACCUCUCCAACUUUCUGUUCGGCUCUGGACAACAGAAGUCACCCACUGUGGACUUCAACCGGUUCGCCGAAUUGUACGUCUAUAAUGUGAGAGGCACGGUGGACGAAAGACUGAUGGUGACCUACAACAGUCUCGGGAAGGACUACAAUGAGACUGUGGAACUCCCUUACCAGUUGAUAAAAGAAUACUGCGAAAGCAUAGCAUCAACAUACAUAAAGAUCCUCAAGUCUUCGAACUCCAGACGCGCCAAGACUUGGAUCGACAAAGGCUUCAUGGGCAAAGCGUCGCACGUUCAAGCGCUUGGGGAAGCCAUCGCUGCCACUGUGGGGGGUGACCUGGAAUCACCACACCACCAUUGCACGGCCGAUCAACUGUCCAAAUGGCUACAACUGAACACACUACUGAAACAGCUGGCCGAGUUGGUCUUCGUCAACCUUUACGGCAUCAACAAGAAAUCGGGAGAUGAGAGUCCAACGCCCAUGCCGCCCACCAUGCCUUCUCUACUGCCAAUGCCUGAAGGUCUAGAAUCAAUGCCGGACUAUCCGGCGUUCAUCGACCUGUCUCACAUAGUGUGGCUGAACAGCCACCUGCCCCAGAAACACCAGCACAAGUGGAGGUUCCUGUUCUCCACCAACAUCCACGGGGAGUCCUUCUCCACCAUGACAGGCCGUAUCAUAGACCAGGGCGCCUCUAUAAUUAUCAUCGAAGACAACUCGGGCUACAUCUUCGGAGGCUACGCCCCCGCCGCGUGGGCCUUCGCCCCCAACUUCACGGGCACCGACGACUCGUUCCUGUUCACUUUGACGCCAAAAAUGAGAAUGUACCCGGCGACAAGUUAUAAUGACCAUUACCAGUAUUUGAAUCAUCAUACGAAGACCCUCCCUAAUGGACUGCUAAUGGGCGGCCAAUUCGGCUUCGGCGGUAUAUGGGUACCGGCUGAGCACUUCGGCGAGGGCUCCUCAGCGGAGUCCUGCAGCACCUUCAAAGGGUACAAGAGGCUCAGCAAGGAGCCCACCUUCCACAUCAGGAGUCUCGAGGUCUGGGGCGUCGGGGACAAACCUGUCUUGGAGAAGGAUGAGGAUGAACGAGAUACAAGCAUUUUGGACGUGAACCCCGAGGCCAAAGCCAUUUUAGAUAUGGCGGGACGGACGCGCCAUAGUGAAGGACUGAGGGAAGAGAAGCCUUUAUAAUGAGCAUAGACAAGUUAGUCACCAUAGAGUUGGAUGAGACACCGUAGAGUUGAGUUAGAUAGCGUUGCCGAACUAUCGAUAGUUGGACCAUCGAUGGACUAUCGAUAAUCUACUAUCGUUGCUAUGAUGGACAAAAUAAGUUACGUCAAAUGUCUAUUAAGAUUAGGUUGGAAAAAUUUAAAGCGCUUUUGUUAAAUGUUAUUUAAAUAUGAACUUUGUUCCAACCAGAUAGAGCUGAAAAAAUAGUGUGAUCUAUUAACUGUAUGUAUCUAUACUAAUAUUAUAAAGCUGAAGAGUUUGUUUGUUUGUUUGAACGCGCUAAUAUCAGGAACUACUGGUUCGAAUUGAAAAAUUAUUUUUGUGUUGAAUAGACCAUUUAUCGAGGAAGGCUUUAUACCCAGCAAGGGAUAUAGACGUGAUUAUAUGUAUGUUUUUUUCACCUGGUCAGAAUUAAACCUAUUAUAUGUGAAGCAAAGAAGUAUGUGUGAUUUCUUAUCCCACACGGUGCCUUGCAAUGUCUAAAAAUCACGCUUAAAUGCGAUUUCUAUACAUUUCAAUUACUAUUAAUGUAAAAUGUAUUUGUAUAAAAUUAUGCGCAAAAUGGCAAUUGAGGGCUCUUUGAAAUAUUAAAUGUAUACAAUUAUUAUAGUUAUUUAAAAUAGUUUAAAUAAAACAAUCAAAUAUUGAGAUGCAGGAAUUACAAACAGCAAAACAGCUGAACAAAACCGAUCAAGAAGAAAAAAAGAAUAAUCAGAAAAGACAAGUAGUCUAUCAGUCUUUUCAAGGCUGACGGCUCUGUCUACCCUGCAAGGGAUAAAGACGUGAUUUUUUAUGCGUAAUGUAUGUAGGAAUUAAAACUUGAAUUUUGAAAAAUCAGAAAUUAUCCUCCAAUCUAAAGCAGAAGUAACGUAUCCGUACAUAAUAACAUAUUAAAAAAGGAAAUUCUAUAUUUAUCACAGGCCAAACAUAAACGUUUUUUUUUUUCUAGAAAUUACAACAAAACGAGGAAACUAGUUUUUGGGCAAAAUAAAAAAUCAUACAAAUAAAUAUUUGUAAAAUUCAUUUAACAAAUUGUAAUUUAAUUAUUUGUUAUUUAAUAUCAACCAUAUACACUGACAUAAAGUGGAUUCCCGCAUAUUGCUACACAUUGCGCAUAAUUUAUUGCAUAGAGUAGCCGCCAUUUUGUAUAUCUCACGCAAUUUUUUUAAUAAUCGCCAUUGUGUCUUUGCUAGGUAAUUUAAUAAAUUUUUGAUGUUUCCUAUAGCUUAUUAGUUUUAAAAAAUAUAUAGGUAAAUCCUUUAAAAAGUCGCAGUACUUGCGUAUUGGUGAUUUUUUUAUAGUUUUCAUGUAAGUUUUGCAAAAAAAAAACGGUUAUUAAAAAGCACACAUUUAUAAUCAACAUUUUUAUGAGAAAUAUUUCUCGCUUCUCGCCAUUUUUGAGUGUUGAAAUAUUUCUAUUUUUACGUUUUUUUAUAAUUUAUGUUACGUAGAAAUGUAACUAGAAAUAGUGUACUAUGAUGGCCACAUUUUUAUGCAUCUCAGUGUACAGUCAGGGGCUGAUGAAUCUGACAUAUCUGACAUUCUAUUGUUUACAGCUGUAUAUUAUACAGGUUGAUUUACCCCCGUCUGUACAUUGGAUAAAAGGUACUACGCAUCGUUCUUCGUUCGAUCGUGGUAUGUGUCCCGCUGAGGACAUACGGUUAUUUUUUGUUUUAAAGAUUAAUAUAUAUAAUUUUUUAACAUCGCUAGUCAUUUAGUCAUGAUUUAUGUUAGGAUUAUAAUGUUAUUUGUUGUCGCUUUACGCUUAUCUUUACAUUUCCAUUUAUUACAUUCACGAUAUCAAAACAUACCAUCAUGCUACGCUUUUUUUUUAGUGAAACACUAGUAUAUUUUUUCAUCUAUAGUCUUUAAUAUGUAGUUUUAAAAAGAUGUCAAGCUUCUUACUUUUAGAAAGUAAAAGGAAAUAUUAAAUUGGCGAUCUUUUAAGUAUAGUCUGUGUUAAGGGACUCUAUAAACAUUUUCGCUCAUUUACAAAGUCUAUAAAGUACGCUGAAACGUUAGGUAAAAAAAAAAACAAUAAUAAUUGACAUGGGUCUCCCCUUGUCAAUUAUUUUUGUAUUUUUUACGUCUUAAGGUUGGUGGGGUGUGGGAAAUCCUAGGCGCUCAAGGUCAUUGAGAUAGUAGAGAUCAUUAAUUCGCGAGAAAAACUUAAUUAUUUAUUGACUUUUCAGAAAGUAAUGACAAUAUUUUCCAUAGAAGCGACUUUAUCAAGCCCGACUUAUGUCUAUUUUAUUCAAUGUUGCCAGUCUGAACAUCAUAAUAUAUGUGUAUUUAUAAAAAUAAGGUAAGGUUACAUAAGAUUGUACUUAAAAGAUUUCCAAUGAUUUCAAUUCCACUGACAGCCCGAUUAUUUUUAACAGACGGUUGUAAAGCGAGCGUGAUAGCUUGUUUACACAGCCAUUUUGAAAAUUUACUUACUGCAAGAAAUAUACCUAUAGAGAAUAUUUUUUAAUUUAUUUUUUAACCGUAUUGUAAUCGUAUCGAGUGCCAAGAAAUGUUACGCCAUAUUAUUGUAAUAUUAAGAAAAUGUUUAUAUUAAAAUUAUCAACGACUAUCGCACAAACUGCUCGAUUAUGCAUUAUUUCAUAAAAAUAUUUUAUUAUAUUAAUGCUUGUUCUGUAAUUUAAAAAAAAAAACAUUUUUGAUUUUUGUAUUGUAACUUGAAAUUGAAGUACCGUUUUUUUUUUGAACAGGUAUCUAUAUUACCUGAAAAAUUUAUCACAUUGUAAUAAUCGUCUAAAAUAUUAACACAGUACUUAAUCAUACAUUUAAUGCCAGAUUUAAAACGAAAUUAAUUAAACAACAUCUGUCAUAUAUUUCAUGAGUAAAAUUGAGAUUGUAAAAUUCAUUCAAACUCACACUGAUAGGUGCUCUGGCAAAUCAUUUUUUUUAAAUCCAUAGUAUUAUAAAAAAUUCAAUACUACUUAUGUCCAAAGAUUUCCUAUUUACAUAGUGGUGGCGUAUGGUAUGUGGAUGUACCGUAAUAUGAAUUCGAAUGUGUAGGUUGUAAAAUGUAUUUAUUUAUUAAUUUAUUGUGAUAAUAAA